AUGGGUUGUAUUCUGUCGACUCGGUCGGAGCCGAAAAAACCCAAAAGAGGAAAUAUAAUUCGAGUUCAACCUAUUGGAGAUGGUACUAAGAUGGUCAUAAGUAGAACCGACUUUACCAUUUUCCAGGUUAAAAGUCAGGAAUCAACCAGCACACAGGUGGAAAAGGAAGAGCCCAAGUCCAAUGCCGAAGAUGAAACACCUAAAGCUCUUGAAGAGAAAUGUGACAAUGAAGAAGGUCUGGUAUUAAAACUGACAGGGGUAGCCGCUAAAGGGGUCGCCUUUGAGAUUUCUCAAAAUAGAGCAGUUGUUGUUGCCCCUCCCACUCGUCUACUUGAGAUGAAAAAGAAGAACACCGAAAGAGAAGAUUCAUCAGUAGAGGAUAUUAGAGAGAGGCUGUUACAGGCUGAGAGACGCCGCAAACAAUUGGAGGACGAAAGAAUUGUUAAGGUCAGAAAAAUGAUGAAGACAGAAUCUCCUGAAACUGUCCAGGCUUACAUAGCCGAAAGGAAAGCACUGGAAGAUAUCCAAACUAAAAAGAUGGAAGAUGCCGUUGCCUCCAGACAAUUGCGAUUGCGCAGCAUACGAGAUAGAAUGAGAGAAAAGGACAACCAUGCAAGGUUAUGGUUGUUAUAUAAAUUUAGAAUGAUGAUUGAAAGUAUGGUAAUGGGUGAAUGA
Messenger RNA from Lottia gigantea (owl limpet), 675 nucleotides. RefSeq lists its product as hypothetical. The transcript is spliced from 4 exons. Gene Ontology annotation, biological process: regulation of microtubule polymerization or depolymerization. The coding region runs from base 1 to 675 and encodes 224 amino acids. NCBI's taxonomy places the organism in Eukaryota, Metazoa, Mollusca, Gastropoda, Lottiidae. The record is from RefSeq and is a predicted model, not a curated record.